Messenger RNA from Periconia digitata, 315 nucleotides. Lineage: Eukaryota; Fungi; Ascomycota; Dothideomycetes; Pleosporales; Periconiaceae. The record is from the annotation of a GenBank genome assembly.
UUGAAUGUUGGAAACCUUGGAAGUUCACAUGCUCAACUGGAGGUCUCCACUGCACAGUGCUGGCCAGAUCGAUUCACCCCGCAGGAUCAGGGUAGCGGUAUAUGCGUGAUCGAAUUGAGCGGACCGAGAGGAUUACUGAUAAUUUACAAAAUGGCUCAACCUUCAAACCAGUUUUCUGUAGGACGACUACGGCAAGUCGGAUUGAACGGCAAGGGUAACGAUACAGUCACAUCCAGGCUCGCCCAAUUCUGGCCCCUCGCGUUGCCGUUUGAGCCGCGGCUCAAGAUCCGAAACCCGGAGGGGACACCUAUCUAG